Kockovaella imperatae is the source of this 2955-nucleotide messenger RNA. RefSeq names its product putative heat shock protein. The coding region runs from base 144 to 2849 and encodes 901 amino acids. Gene Ontology annotation, cellular component: cytoplasm; cytosol. The record is from RefSeq and is a predicted model, not a curated record. Lineage: Eukaryota; Fungi; Basidiomycota; Tremellomycetes; Tremellales; Cuniculitremaceae. Gene Ontology annotation, biological process: cellular response to heat. The transcript is spliced from 18 exons. Gene Ontology annotation, molecular function: ATP hydrolysis activity; ATP binding.
GUCCCACUUUCCUCAACAGAACCCACCAACAAACAUUUGUGCGACCAAGACAAAGACAUAUCUGAUAUCUUGACAGUUUGCAUCCAUCAGCGCACCUGCGCCCUCUGACCCACUCAGCGAAGGAUUCAACAGAUCUCGCAACCAUGGAGAACUUUACAGAUAUGACCUCGGCCGCUAUCAAGGCAUCUUUCGAUAGAGCUGAAGAACAAGCCAACUCUCAAGUCCACCCUCUUCACCUCAUCUCCGUCCUGUGGGAAGACUCGACCGCUUCCGAGCCCACGGCUGGUCAACCCACCCUCUUGAAGAGCUCGCUUGAACAUGUCGGAGGCAAUACAACACAAUUCAAUCGAGCACUCAUGAGUCGGUUGAACAAGUUACCAGUAGUCGAUCCCCCGCCCGCACCUCCUCUUCCGCUCACUCAAUCAUACCACGCCGUACUAAAAGAGGCACAAAAGCUCCAGAAGGAAGGAGGCGAUCAAUUUGUGGCGGUGGAUCAUCUAAUCCUUGCGUUAGCUCGUGUAGAAUUGUCAGAGAUGAAGGAGCUCUUGAAAGCUGCUGGGACAGAUGCGAAAGCCUUGGAAGCGGAGGUGAAGAGAAAGAGAGGAGGCAGAAAGGCAGAUAGCAGGAGUGCGGAGAAUUCGUUUGACGCGUUGAACAAAUACUGUACCGACCUGACGGCCCUAGCGGAGCAAGGCAAAAUCGAUCCCGUUAUUGGCAGAGACACAGAGAUCAGACGGGUCAUCCGAGUCCUCUCAAGAAGAACCAAAGGCAAUCCCGUACUUAUCGGAGAGCCUGGUGUCGGUAAAACAGCGAUUGUAGAAGGCCUAGCACAGCGAAUCGUCGAUAGAGAUGUUCCUGCUUCACUGCUGUGCAGACUUUUGUCCUUGGACAUGGGAUCACUCAUGGCUGGAGCUAAAUACAAGGGAGAAUUUGAAGAACGCGUCAAGUCCGUUUUGAACGAAGUAGAAAAGUCUGGCGAGGAGGGAACGCAGUGUAUCCUCUUCAUCGACGAAGUGCACCUUCUCCUGAAAGGAGGAGACUCGAGCGGCGGCAUGGACGCCGGAAACUUGCUGAAGCCAGAACUGGCUCGAGGCAAGAUCAAGGUCAUCGGUGCCACGACAUUGAAUGAGUACCGCGAGGGUAUCGAGAAAGACUCUGCACUCGAAAGACGCUUCGCUCAGGUCUUUGUCGAAGAGCCAUCAGUCCCAGCUACAGUCAACAUCAUGCGAGGCAUCAGGGAGAAAUAUGAGACGUAUCACAACGUCAGAAUCCAAGACGCUGCUUUGGUACUUGCUGCCAAGCUGGCCAAACAGUACAUGACCCAAAGACGCUUGCCAGACGCUGCCAUUGAUCUCGUCGAUGAAAGCUGCAGUGCUGUCAAAGUCGCUCGAGAAACUAGGCCCGAAGCGAUCGAUAUCCUCGAGCGCAAAAAGCUGGGACUCGAGGUGGAGAUUCACGCACUGGAACGAGAGAAAGAUCAAGCCUCUAAAGAGCGUCUAGAGACCGCAAAGAAGGCUAUCGCACAAGUGGAAGACGAGCUUGGACCUCUGAAGAAGGCAUACGAGAAUGAGAAGAAUCUCAGCGAUGAAAUCAAUGAACUCCGACGUCGAAUCGACGAGCUGAGAUCCAAAGCCGACGAAGCUGAACGUCGAUACGAUCUCGCGACGGCUGCCGAUAUCCGAUACCAGGCGAUCCCACAACGAGAAUCCAAGCUCAGGGAUUUGGAAGCGAAGGAAGCGGAACGUGGAGCAGGAGCCGAAGUGACUCCAGAGAUGAUUGCAGAGGUCGUAGCGAGGUCUACGGGUAUCCCAGUGACCAACCUGGUGGAAUCGGAGAAAUCAAAGUUGCUUCGAAUGGAGAAGCUCAUCGCCAAGCGGGUGAUCGGACAGCCCGAAGCUACUCGCAGCGUGUCCAACGCGAUCCGAUUAAGCAGGAGUGGAUUGUCCGAUUCCAACAAGCCAAUCGCCUCUUUCCUGUUGGUUGGACCCUCAGGAACAGGAAAGACGUUGCUCGCAAAGACCAUUGCUGAGGUCAUGUUCAACGAUGAGAAUGCCAUGACUCGGAUCGACUGCAGUGAAUAUUCCGAGAAACAUUCAGUCUCUCGCCUGGUUGGAAGUCCUCCUGGAUAUGUCGGUUACGACCAAGGAGGUCUACUGACAGAGUCCAUCCGGAGAAGACCGUUCCAGCUCAUCCUCCUGGACGAGAUUGAGAAGGCCGCACGAGAAUUCCACCAAAUCUUCCUUCAAGUCCUGGACGAUGGGCGAUUGACUGACGGGAAAGGUCGUCUGGUUGACUUCAGAAAUACCAUCAUCGUCAUGACCUCCAACGCUGGAUCAGUCUUCCUCAAUGAGAAUCCAUCCGAAGGGCCCAUCAAGAAAGACGUCAGGGAGAAAGUGAUGGGUGCCAUUCAGGCUACUUUCCCUCCAGAGUUCCUGAACAGACUUUCGGAUGUCAUUCUUUACCGAUCACUCAGUCGAAAAGAUUUGCAUCAUAUCGUUGAUUUGAGACUGGCCGAAGUUCAAAAGCGUCUCGAUAAUAACAACAAGAAAAUCAAGUUGGAGGUCGAUGAGCCAGGCAAAGAAUGGCUUGGAGCAGCAGGUUAUUCACCCACAUACGGUGCCCGACCGAUGGCCCGUCUCAUCCAGACUGAAGUCCUCAACCCUCUUUCCAAGCUCAUCCUUCAGGGUCGAGUACGCGAGGUUGAGACGGCUCACGUCACGGCCGAUCUGAGGCGUAAUCGACUCGUGUGUAUUCCGAAUCAUGAGCAGGAUGUCACGCACCCUGAUGAAGACGAUUCGGACAUGGACAUGGAGGAGAAUGAUGAUAUCGAAGUAGAAGAGAUGGAUUGAAAAAGGGCUGAAGGAGGACUGUUUCCAGUAACAAGAUUCGAGGUUGUAGUAUAGUAGAAUCUGGUAGCAUACGUUGGUACAUACACUCAUAUGAACAAAGAUAGCA